CUUCCCCACUCCAAACAGCCGGUUCAAGAUGGCGACAUUGACGAAGCAGAAGCAGAAAGAUUCAAAAAGAUUUUUAGUAGCUGUUUUGGCCGUUUUACAACUUACAGUAGUUACAUGCACAUUACCAGAUACUGAUGAAGCUCCUGUGCCAAAAGAAUUAGAAACCAUCCAAACUAAUACCACUGCCCCACAAUCCGUAUCAAACAAUAACAGGAACAUUUCAGAAACCCAAAACUUGAUGAAAUCGAGCAAAGUGAAUAUUGCUCCUCUAACUACCAGCACUGCAACAGUGGACCCAACAACAGCACCCACCAAACCAACCAGUGCAGCUGAGAUGACUCCUGAAGAACCCAAACCUGUUGAAUUAAACCCAAAUGUGCCAAAGUCAGCUAACCUUCCUGAACACAAGCCACCUAUCAUCACUGACUUGGCUGAAGAUCAACGUCUUAAUCUCGAUUUUGAAUCCACCACUUCUCCUUUUGAGAUGGGCACAAACGAUAAUGUGGGCUAUGAUGAUGAUGAUGACGAUGAUGAUGAUGAUGAAGGUGAUAACUAUGGUACACUUGCAGAGAAUGAUCAGCAGGACGAAAGCCAGGCCUUUCAGGACGAUUCCAAUUAUAUCAAGGAUAUUGCUAAAGACCUGUCUGAGAGGCCUGGAAAAAUUGAUAUUCACAUGAAGGACACCACCAUCUAUGCCACUCAAGAUGAAGACUCGCAUUUCUUCUUUCACCUGGUGAUCAUUGCUUUGUUGGUGGCCAUAGUGUACAUCACCUACCACAAUAAAAGAAAGAUCAUGCUCCUGGCUCAGAGUCGACGCUGGAGGGAAGGCCUUUGCACCCGCAGCAUAGAAUACCACCGGCUUGACCAGAAUGUUGAUGAGGCAAUGCCUUCAUUGAAGAUGACCAACAAUUAUGUCUUUUAAACACCCACAUACCAGAAUUUAAAAAUUAUCAUUAUAAUCUUUAAUGAUAGAGCUGAGUUUAUUAAUUGUGAAUGCAAACUGCUGAUUUUUAUUUAAUGCACAUGAUUCUUUGUGUAUUUAAAGUUGAUCAAGAAACCUUGUUUAUUUAGUUUUCCUUAUCCUCAGUCUCUUGGUUUAAUUAUCUCAGUUUUCUUUACUGUUUUUCAGAUAUUUCAGGGACCUGCUAAUAUUUUUUCCCACGGCUUUGAAGGGGCUAGGUCACGUUAUUUAAGUAGUGUACUGCAUAUAAACUUAAUAUUGAAUGUAACCAGCACUAGAGCAUAUAUUUAAUUUUAGUUAAUUAACAUAGACCCAAAUGAAUUCCACCACCCUGGAAUUCCAAGGUCAAAUUUUAUAGUUAAUGGGAAGAUGACCAAUUUCCUGGUUGUAAUUUGCUGACUCACAGAUUUGCUUUAUAGUUUUCAUAUCACUUGCUUAUUUGCAUCAAUAAUUUCAGUGAUUUUUCAAUAUGUUAUGUUUGUUUUAAAGAAUACAAGAAAAGUAGAUUUAUUAUGCAGUCUUGGGGCUGGACCCUUUGUUAUUUUUUUGGUGACAUUAAAUGUAUUUACUAGUA
Molecule: messenger RNA, 1535 nt
Organism: Hemibagrus wyckioides
Lineage: Eukaryota; Metazoa; Chordata; Actinopteri; Siluriformes; Bagridae
Gene: lg18h5orf15
Product: linkage group 18 C5orf15 homolog
Exons: 3
Coding region: 29-922 (297 amino acids)
Source: RefSeq, a predicted model, not a curated record